Fraxinus pennsylvanica is the source of this 666-nucleotide messenger RNA. The record is from the annotation of a GenBank genome assembly. Lineage: Eukaryota; Viridiplantae; Streptophyta; Magnoliopsida; Lamiales; Oleaceae.
AUGGAAUUUUGUAGUAAAGAGUACAAAAUUGCCAAUACAAGCCAGAACAAUCACAAUAGCAAGAAUCGCCCAAGUGCUGAUUCAAGUUAUUGCAGCAGUGUGUCUGGAGGCCGCUCAUGGCGAAGAAGACAGGGUAAAAGAAACCCCGAAACAAAGUCUUCGAGUCUUUCUAUAAGGGUUAUACCAUGUGUUACAUUUGGAAUAACUAAGCCAGAAACAAAAGCUCUAAAAACUGAAUAUGUUCCAAUAGCAUCUGUUACGAAACCAGAUAUAAUAACCCCAGUAAGAAUUAGACAUAUACUGAAUCCACUGAUGGAUUUGCCUUCCAGGAUCAAUCACGAUAGCAAGAAUCGCCCAAGUGCCGAUUCAAGUUAUUGCAGCAGUGUGUCUGGAGGCCACUCAUGGCGAAGAAGAGAGGGUAAAAGAAACCCCGAAACGAAGUCUUCGAGUCUUUCUAUAAGGGUUAUACCAUGUGUUACAUUUGGAAUAACUAAGCCAGAAACAAAAGGUCCAAAAACUGAAUAUGUUCCAAUAGCAUCUGUUACGAAACCAGAUAUCAUAACCCCAGUAAGAAUUAGACAUAUACUGAAUCCACCGAUGGAUUUGCCUUCCAGGGAAGCAGAGAAGUGGAAUAGGCAGUGCAAGGGAAAUAAGGUUACUUCAUAG